This is a messenger RNA of Gossypium raimondii (Peruvian cotton), 941 nucleotides long. RefSeq lists its product as uncharacterized. The record is from RefSeq and is a predicted model, not a curated record. Bases 374 to 736 code for a protein of 120 amino acids. The transcript is spliced from 5 exons. Lineage: Eukaryota; Viridiplantae; Streptophyta; Magnoliopsida; Malvales; Malvaceae.
GCUCACUCCCAAAAAAAUAUGAUUUUUGGUUACCCGCUCAUUACUCCCUCUUCUUCUCAUCUCCGUCGUGCGCCCUAAAUCCCCCAAAUAAAAGUUUGUUUUUUUUCAGCUGAAAUUCCCCAAAUAGAAAUUGGACCGAGCAACUUUGCAUCAAGGAAGAAGAAGAGUCGGAAAAACACAAGUAGCUAAGUUGCCCUUAUGGCUUGUUAUGGCGAGUAUUUUUGGCAUGUAAUUCAGCUACAAAAUUUUCAGUUUUUUGUUUGGAAAAAAUAGAAAGGCAAAUUCCCAAAGCCCUUUGGAUUAAAUGGUUUUAAUUGUAGUAAAUUUGACUUGCCCUUUUGUUUUACCUUAAUCUACUUUUGCUAGUUUGUAGAUGCUUUCCCUUUUCGUAUUUUCUCUCUAUUUUGAUCAUCUUCCAACAGAUCGGCUUCAGAUGGGUGAGGUAGUCUCUACAAUUCCAACAAGCAAUGGCCCCAAAAGGCUUGCUGAGAACAUCCAAGAUGCUUAUGCUGAGGCAGCUAGCAUUGCUGAACAGAUGGAGAAAAGGCUUCUCUUUUCACUUCUUUUAUUCUCCCUGCUUCUUCUUUUGGAUUCCUCUUCAGCUCAGAUGCAAGUUACUCAAAGAGGGCAGAUGCUACUGAGGAUUUGCAAGAAGCCAUGGAGGUAUUUUUCUUUGGUCAAACAUGGAGUGAUAAGUAAAGUUUUCUUUUAUUGUUUCACCACUACGGAAAAUUAAGGUGCUGUUGUUUUUAUUAUUAGACUGGAAAUAAGGACAUUGAAAAAUUAAAUAUGUAGCCAAAAUUUUGUCAGCUGUUAGUAGUAGAUACUUGUAAAGUUCAAUCAAUUCAACGCUGCAAGAAAACAGAAGCGUAUGUAUAAUAACCGUAUUUGUAGUACUAAUUUUUGUUAUAUAAUAAUGAAAGGAAUAUAUGUUCUUUUCC